AUGCAAGAAGUACACCUUUUGUUAAAGGACCUUAAACAAGAGGAAAAGAAGGAGAAGGAAACAGAUGAAGAAAGUAGAAGUAAGGAUGACGAGGAAGAAGAGAAUGACGUUAUCGAUGGGGAAUGGACUAGUGAACUCAAAGAGCAGCAUCACAAAGAGGAAAUGAGCGAAGAAGGGAAAGAGGAGGAAAAUUAUGAGGAAGAAUAUGAAGAGAAAGAAGGGAAGGAAGAGCAGAAGAUGGGAGAAGAAGAGGAAUUAGAGGUGAACAAGGAAAACAAUGAUGAAGAAAAAGAUGAGGAGGAUGACAAAGAGGAAACGACUGAAGAAGAGAAAGAAGGGAAGGAUGAGGAAAAGAUGGAAGAAGAAGAGGAUUUAGAGGAGACUGAGGAAAGCAGUAAAGAAGAAAAAGAAGAGGAUGAUGACAAAGAGGAAACAAGUGAAGAAGAGAAAGAAGGGGAGCUCAAAGAUAAAGAGGAGAAACUUAAGGAAGAAGACAAAGAGAAAUUAGAGAAUGGAAAAAGCAGUGAUGAAGAAGAUGAGGAUGAGAGCGAAAAUGAGAAUGAAGAAAGAGGAGAGAAAAAUGAAGCCAAUCAAGGAUAG
Messenger RNA from Theobroma umbraticum, 600 nucleotides. NCBI's taxonomy places the organism in Eukaryota, Viridiplantae, Streptophyta, Magnoliopsida, Malvales, Malvaceae. The record is from RefSeq and is a predicted model, not a curated record.